UGACCAGUUGCAAAAGACAGGCACACCCCGAAAGACUUAUUUUUUAAAGCUGUCGGGACUCCCUCCCCAACAGCAGCACAAGUGUUGGAGCCUGGCUCACUUGACUGCAAGCAUGACUUCCUAUUCUGGCUUAUCCACGGAAACCUGGACUUUGCUAGUGGCUUUUGUCACUCUGCUGAUAUUAUAUGGAAUCUGGCCAUAUGGGAUUUUUAAGAAAUUGGGUAUUCCUGGACCAAGGCCUCUUCCAUUCUUUGGGACAUUCCUAGAAUAUCGCAAGGGAAUUUUGGAGUUUGACAAGCAAUGUUUUCAGAAAUAUGGCAAAAUGUGGGGGUUUUAUGAUGGCAGACUUCCUAUAUUAGCCAUUCUGGAUCCAGACAUCAUCAAAAUAGUUCUAGUGAAAGAGUUUUACACACUCUUCACCAAUCGUCGGAAUUUUGGUUUAAAUGGAAUUUUGGAUUCUGGCAUCACUGUUGCUGAAGGGGAGAAGUGGAAAAGGAUCCGGUCCAUCAUUUCCCCAACAUUCACCACUGGGAAACUCAAGGAGAUGUUUCCCAUUAUCAAACACCACAUAGAUGUUCUGGUGAACAACAUUGAGAAGAAAGUGGCCCAGGAUGAGUCUGUGAAUAUGAAGGACAUCUUUGGAGCCUACAGUCUGGAUGUCAUCACUAGCACUUCCUUUGGUGUGGACAUCGACUCUAUCAACAAACCCAAUGACCCCCUUCUUGUCCACAUCAAGAAGCUGCUCUCUUUCAGCUUUAUGAGCCCUUUGCUUAUCUUAAUAUUGGUAUUUCCUUCUCUUGUGCCCAUAUUGGAAAAAAUGAAUCUGAGCCUCUUGUCUAAAGAAAAUAUUGACUUUCUUGUGAAUGCAUCACGGCGUAUCAUAGCAGACCGAAAAAAGAGCAACAGCAGGGAUCGGGUGGAUUUCCUGCAAUUAAUGAUUGAUUCCCAAGUCAUGAAUGGCUCUAGAUCUGAAAAGAGGAAUAACUCCCCAAAAGCUCUGACUGAAAUGGAGAUUGUUGCUCAAGCAGUUACGUUUAUUUUUGCUGGUUAUGAAACUACAAGUACAACCCUCAACUUCAUCACCUAUAACUUGGCCACCCAUCCUGAAAUCCAGAAGAAACUCCUUGAGGAGAUAGAUAGCACUCUACCCAACAAGGCAGUCCCCACCUAUGAUACCAUCUUCCAGAUGGAAUAUUUGGACAUGGUGGUGAAUGAGACACUCAGGCUCUUCCCCCUGGGAGGGCGCAUAGAGAGAAUCUGCCAAAAAACUGCUGAGAUCAAUGGGAUAACCAUUCCCAAGGGGACAGUGAUGUUGAUCCCUGUCUAUGUUCUGCAUCAUGACCCAGAGUACUGGCCAGAACCUGAAGAGUUCCGUCCUGAAAGGUUUGAUCAAGAAGGAAGAAAAUCCAUAGACCCAUAUGUAUUCCUUCCCUUUGGAGCUGGACCUCGGAAUUGUGUUGGAAUGAGGUUUGCUCUGCUGACCUUAAAGACUGCUCUGGUCACCCUCUUACAGAAUUUCACAAUGGAGCCUUGCAAGGAGACCCCGAUUCCCUUGGAACUAGAAACAAAGGGUUUUAUGCAGCCCAAGAAGCCGAUCAUACUUAAGCUUGUUCCUAGACCAAGACCUGAUGUUGAGGACUAGAAACUAAGGACUUGGUGUCAUAAGAAGACUCUUCACUUUCCUUCUCCCUCUCACAACUCCUCCAACACUCCCCCCCGCCCCACAAAACAAAAGAAUAAAAAUUGAAAAUUUUUAUGGAAAUGAGAAUAGAAUAUAUUCCAUUUAAGAGGUAUGUGAUACAAUGCGUAGACUGCUAUGUUCAAAUCUUGCCUCUCACAUUUACUAGUUUAUAUGAUCCUUUGUAACCCACAACUUCUCCAAGACUCAGUUUGCUCAUUGUAAAAUGGGAAUAAUGCCUGUUGUACAUACCUCACAAGGCUUUUGUGAAGUUCAAAUGAGACAAUAUAGAUAAUUGGUUAUUUCGUUCACUAUGGUAUUAGAUCUCAUGAUAGAGUUGGAGUGAUGAUAUUCUAUAAUAUUAUCUUAAAUUCUAUCUCUUUAUUCUCUACAUCCCCAACCUCCCAAUCAUAUAAACUCAAAAACCAAUCCCAAAAAUUAAUACAUCAAUUCUUUCUAUGAGCUAGCUGCAGAUUAUCUAGGGUUUUCUAAAUAAAUCAUCACAUUGUAUUUAAAAUAAAAAUCAUUUUGUCUCCUC
Messenger RNA from Monodelphis domestica (gray short-tailed opossum), 2216 nucleotides. Its product is annotated as cytochrome P450 3A24-like. Gene Ontology annotation, molecular function: iron ion binding; steroid hydroxylase activity; oxidoreductase activity, acting on paired donors, with incorporation or reduction of molecular oxygen. The record is from RefSeq and is a predicted model, not a curated record. NCBI's taxonomy places the organism in Eukaryota, Metazoa, Chordata, Mammalia, Didelphimorphia, Didelphidae.